UCGGUUCUCCUGGGAGAGUUCGGCAGGUACAGACCAGAGGGAACCCGCCCGGCCGACGUUAGUAGGCUGUUAUCUUUUUUGGUCAGGAAAAAAGGUCUCCAAUUUCAGCAAGCGCGGGGGCGAUCCCGGCGUCAGGGCGGAUGGAAUCGUCGAAGCGCGUGUCUGACUGGUCGGUGGACGAGGUGUUGGAGUGGGUGGAGCAGCAGUUCCCGGGUCAGCAAAGCACGCUGCAGACGGCCUUUCUGCAGCACGCGGUGUCAGGCCGAGCGCUGCUGCGGAUGAGGGGGCACCACCUACACCACCUGGGGGUGGAGGCCCCGGCCCAGCAGGGCAUCCUGCAGGACAUCCUGCUCCUCCGGGUGCAGCAGGAGCUGGACAAUCUCAACGACAUCUUCUCGGAAUGCUUUGCUUCAUGAAUGAAGACCCACAACAGCCAAAACAUUUCUGCCAUGCCAGACAUCAUUUGCCUUCCAAAUCCGAUCCCAGUGGAGGAAGAGUGCACUGGAGAGACUGACAAGAAGGGAGUGAGGGACUGAUUGAGCAGGUCAGCCAGAUCGCAGGCACGCAAGUGAGCAGCAGAAAGACAAUUCGCCCGUUUCCUGUGUGAAAUCGUGUCCUGUUCUAGAGAGACCAGACUAUGCUGUUUUGGUCCGGGUUGUGUCCUCUCUCUCUCUCUCUCUGUCUCUCUGUCUCUUUGGAGUGCACUGGCUGGCAGCCAUUUCAGCGGAGGAGAACAUAAUUUCCCACAGCUUGUCUGCCACCCAGCCCGCCUCCCACUAAUCAUGACCAGUCGCAAAUGGACUUUUUGGGCCUUUUUGUCCAUCACAACCACCAUACAUCUGGCCUAUAGAGUAACGAAGUGAGCUGUGGGAAAGAGGAGCAAAAAGAUAACUACACAAACAGGAAUGAGAACUAUAAGAGAAUGAGGCAGUUAGUGUCGAGUUCCCAAGUAAAGUCAUUCAAGAAGAGGUUGGAGUGGUUGUCAAGGUUCGGACCAUCUUAGACUAAUGUUCAACCCAAAACUGCGCUCUCCAUAAUGAGAACUGAUGGAUACGAUAUGCAUCUGUGUUUAUUUAACCAUCGGUAUCGCUUUCAAAAUAUCAGAUACAAAAUACUUGGGAGAUCGUAAUCUCUUCACAAUGCCAUUGCCGUUCACUGCCUGAAUAAAAACAUCCAAACUUAGAAUUGGUUUGGACAAUAACGCAUACAAAAA
Molecule: messenger RNA, 1213 nt
Organism: Gadus macrocephalus (Pacific cod)
Lineage: Eukaryota; Metazoa; Chordata; Actinopteri; Gadiformes; Gadidae
Product: sterile alpha motif domain-containing protein 12-like
Exons: 4
Coding region: 141-416 (91 amino acids)
Biological process (GO): cell surface receptor protein tyrosine kinase signaling pathway
Cellular component (GO): cytoplasmic side of plasma membrane
Molecular function (GO): protein binding
Source: RefSeq, a predicted model, not a curated record